Molecule: messenger RNA, 1410 nt
Organism: Arabis nemorensis
Lineage: Eukaryota; Viridiplantae; Streptophyta; Magnoliopsida; Brassicales; Brassicaceae
Source: the annotation of a GenBank genome assembly
AUGGCGAAGCUAAGGCCGAAACAGUUGGAACCGAGCAAGACUGGUCCUUCUAAGGUGGGUUUUGAUGGAGAAGAAGAUGGUUGGGUCUUGGUUAAAAAGCAGAGAGUCUUCAUUGUAUUGCCUUCUCUUCCUCUACCUGAACAGUUCACUAUGGAGAAGCCUGCAACUUCUCAAUCACAAGCUGAGUUUAGAGAAGCUAUUGCGGAUGUGCAAGAAACUACUCUUGUUCAGACUGUGGUGCCGUCUCUUACUCCACCUGAACAGUUCAUGUUGCAGAAGCCAGAAACUUCUCAAUCACAAGCUGCGUUACGAGAUGUUAUUGUGGAUAUGCACGAAACUACUCCUGUUCACACAGUGGUUCCUUCUCUUCCUCUCCCUGAACAUUUCGUUUUGCAGAAGCCUUCUCAUUCACUAGCUGAGUUAAGAGACGGUAUUUUGGAUACGCACAAAAAUACUUCGGUUCACACUGUGGUGCCUUCUCUUCCUAUAACUGAACAGUACACUUUGCAGAAGCCUGCAGCUUCUCAAUCACAAGCUGAGUUAAGAGACGGUGCGCAUACGCAGAAAACUACUCCUGUUCAGACAAUGGCGCCUUCGCUUCCUGUAACUGAACAUCACAAUUUGAAGAAGCCUGUAACUUUGCAAUCACAAGCUGAGUUAAGAGACGGUAUGGCGCAUACGAAAAAAACUACACCUGUUCACACGAUGGUGCCUUCGCUUCCUGUAACUGAACAUUACAAUUUGCAGAAGCCUGCAACUCUGCAAUCACAAGCUGAGUUAAGAGCAGAUAAGCUAGAAACUUCUCUUGUUCACACAAUGGUGCCUUCUCUUCCUGUACCUGAACGUUGCACUCUGCAGAAACCUACAACUUCUCAAUCACGAGCUAAGCAGAGAGACUUUGUAGCUGAUGCUCACGAAACAACUCAUUUUCACAUUGCGGAACCUGAGGCAUGCCCUGAUUUCACCUCAGUAGACAAACCAGAGAUGGUUAUGGAUCACAAUCUCACAACCAGGAAAGCUCCAGCUGCAAGGAGAUCACUGCAAGAUUGUAGAAUGAAUCCGGAUAGAAGACCGGAGAUUCAGAGGAGGCGUACGGGUCAUAAGCCCAUAAGGUUUCCUAGAGUGCUGUGUAGCUCUGUUGUUAUGGAUAACGAGAAGCUGAGAGUGUUGAAUCUAGAGAGGAAAGUUGAGAAAGCGGGCGGAUUGAACAAAUGGGUUGGAUCUAUAGGAUUGGGGACAGAGUUUGAGAAGAUGCUGAGAGGACAAAGGAUGAGUAAGUUUCAGGUGGCGAAUUUGACAAUGGAGAAGCUUAAGCAUAUGGGUGCUUUAGCCGUUGGACCAAGAAGAAAGCUUAUACAUGCAAUUCGUUGCGUUUAUCACCCACAUUGUCUUCGUGCCUCCUUCAACUAA